GCCACAGGCAGGCCUGUGGGUUCCUGACCAGAUUGUAGUGCAGCGGGUUAAAGAGGGCCAUGUAGCAGUCACAGGCCAUGACAGACAGCAGAAUGGCCUUCCUGCUGCCCAGGAAGUGGAAGAAAUGGAACUGGGUGAGGCAGCUGGUAAAGGAGAUGGCCUGGUGCCCCAACAGGAAGCCGGCCAGCAUCUUGGGCAUAUUUUGAGGUUAAUAAAUGGAGAAGAAGAACUUCACCCCAGUGACAGAAUUUGUCCUCUUGGGCCUCACUCAGAGACCUGAGCUGCAGCCAUUCCUUUUUGUGACUUUCUUCAUAGUCUACAUAAACACUUGGCUGGUAAACGUCAUCAUCAUCACCACUGUGAUCUCUGACUACCAGCUCCACACCUCCAUGUAUAUCCUGCUGGCCAACUUGGCUUUCCUAGAUAUCUGCGAUUCAUCAGUCAAUACUCCAAAAUUACUCUCAGAUCUCCUCUCACAGCAUAAAACCAUCUCAUUCAAUGAGUGCAUCCUUCAGAUGUUUUUCCUCCACUUCUUUGCUGGCGCUAUGGGGUUUUGCCUUGUGGGGAUGGCGGUCGAUCGGUACGUGGCCAUCUAUAAACCACUGCGGUACUUAACUAUCAUGAACCGGGGUGUAUGCAUGAGGAUAGUGGCACUGGCAUGGCUGGUUGGAUUGGCUCACUCUGCUGUUCAGACUGGACUGCUCCUCCAGUUACCCUUCUGUGGUCCAAACAUCCUGGACAAUUUUUACUGUGAUGUCCCACAAGUCAUCAAACUGGCCUGCACCAACACUCACUUGGCUGAAAUGCAGAUGAACUUAAACAGUGGGUUAGCGAUCAUAAUAAUAUUCAUCAUUCUGCUUAUUUCUUACGCUGUCAUCUUAAUCAAGAUCAGGACACAUGUCACGGAAGGGAAGCACAAGGCUCUGUCCACCUGUGGAACCCAGAUCACUGUGAUGUGUUUUCAAUUCAUACCCAGCAUCUUCAUCUAUGCUUGGCCCAUCAAGCAGUUCGCCCUGCAUAAGGUGGUCUCAGUCAUUUACUCUACAAUCACCCCAAUGCUGAACCCGAUGGUCUACACCAUGAGAAAUGCUGAGAUGAAGAAGGCCAUCAGGAGACUAUUGAACAGAAUGCUGUUCUCACGGCAGGAAAGACAGACAUAGUUUAUCUCUCAAUGUCCAUUGGUGUUAAAAACCUGAUCUCAGUCAUAUAUCAGAGAUCAGACAUAUGUGGCACGUGAAAUGUGUGUGUGGUCAA
Mauremys mutica (yellowpond turtle) is the source of this 1254-nucleotide messenger RNA. Its product is annotated as olfactory receptor 4D1-like. Lineage: Eukaryota; Metazoa; Chordata; Testudines; Geoemydidae. The record is from RefSeq and is a predicted model, not a curated record. Gene Ontology annotation, biological process: G protein-coupled receptor signaling pathway. Gene Ontology annotation, cellular component: membrane. The transcript is spliced from 2 exons. The coding region runs from base 216 to 1160 and encodes 314 amino acids. Gene Ontology annotation, molecular function: olfactory receptor activity; G protein-coupled receptor activity.